AUGAUUCGACGAAGUUCAGCGGAAACGCAAACUGGUGGAGGUGGUGGGAGUGCCACUGAAGGUGCUCGAAGCACAAGAAGCAAGGGGUCCACGAUUCAUCUACAAAGAUGGAUGACACAACUUCCCGAAUCUGAAGAAAUGGACCCACCAGAACCUGACGUCGAAAUGUGGAGUGUCGAAGAGCUCAGGAAAAGAUCUAAAGAGCUAAACCUUUUAGAAGUAGCAGAUCUAGUUGUAAAGACUUCUGAAAAUAAGGGUUCCUCUCCUGGAGAGAAGAAAGAGAACGAAAGGAGUCCUUCCAAAAGCAGUAACUCGGGAAGUCAGAUCACCGUCAGAACGAGUCCUGUAGUCGUAGAUACUAUACCAGUGUGUAGACAGUGCCAUAAAAAAUGUUUAUCGAAACCAAAUAGUCCACAAAUUUCGCAUAGAGAGCCUCUUAGUCAAAAAGAACUAAAUAAAUUAAAAACAGAACCCUCACCGCAAAACUCAAACUCUAAUAAAAGUUCUAAUAGUACAUGUAGUGCAAACUGUGGUAAUCGUAAGCCAAAAAAUUUUAGCUGUCACUUAGAGCGUAAAGGUGCUAUGAAGUUACGUCCAGAAGAUGCUCCUUUGGCAGCCUUGAAAGUAAUAGAUUCUAUCGAGCAAAGUCAGAAAAUGCUCAAGUCUACUUCAUAUGAACUAAAAACUGAAUCACCUGUUUUAAAUCGAAGUGUCCAUUCUAACCGUAGAAGUCAUACAAAAAGUCAUUUGGAGUUAAGAAAAGAUAAUUCUAUCAGAACUCCUAGUCCCUCAUCUAGUAGUAGAAAUAAUAGUCCCCUCUCUACUAGUCAUACAACAUGUAGCUCUAUGGUUUUUAACUCUAGUUCUAAUGACUUAAGAAUGUCCAGUUCAAAUAUUGCUAACCAAAUACAGUGUGUUAUUGCACAGGAGAAAUAUUUAAAUGAAAUCAAAUGUGUAGAAAAUAUUACUCUUUCGAAGACAAAAGUAUCUACAUCAAGUUAUCCUUCACCUAAUUCGGUGAGAAAAGAACAAAUAACAAGACAAAAGGCUGAGAACGUACUAAAUAAAGUAUUAGGUAUGAAUAUUGUAGCUAAAAGAGAAAAUGUGGGCACGUGUUUAAAGACAUCAUCAGUUUUUUUAGAAGACGAUACUAUUCACGAGGAUGAUAAUGAUUUUAAAUUAGAUAAGGGUAAACGUAGAUCUCCUAGGAUGGGUAUAUCUGCGGUUAGCAAAAUGAAUGGAGAUAUUAACAAAAAGACUGAAAGGAUUGAAGAUUUUAAUGCGAACAUUAAUCCUAGUGAAAUUGGCUCUGAUGAUGACUUAGAAUUAGGUCCUCUAAUGUUAAUGGGGUUAUCAGCUAUAAACCCGGCAGCUCACCUUAUGCGUGUUGAACCAUUCAAACGAGUCCCGGGAACAAAUAUAGCGAAUAUAACAAGACCAGGUAGCCUAGGUCCCGCUAAAUCUGAAUCUCCCGUGCCUAAUAUAGCAGUAGUCCCACCGACUCCAGAUUAUAAUACCACUAAUAAGACUGACACGCUUGUAGAUGAAUCUCCUGAUUCUCCAGAUGUACCUGAGGAUCUUCCCUACGUGUCUCUCAAACGAUAUGGUACUAUGUCAAGCCUCGAGAGACUACCAUCCGAUGAGACUGACGAUGGCAACGUAAGACUGACUACGGAGGAGCCAGAAACUAAUAUACAUAAUCCAGUAGUAGCAGGUACAGCAAGCGGUAUUAUGGGCUGGACAGCGCGGGCUGGAUCCUUCGUCGUGGAGAAAAUGAAUAUUUUUAGCUACACAGAAAGUGUUCCCAAUACCUCAAUAGCACACAAACAACCAUCGUUUUUAGAAAGAUGCUUGGGUGUAAGUGACUGGAAAACAACCGAAGAAGGAACAGCGGAGACUGGAGAAGGAAGUGGUGCUAGUGGUGAAGAAGCAUGGGGUACACCUUCUUCUGGAGACUUAUCUGAUAAUCUUCCUGACUCCGAGCAUGGAACACUAUCGUCGCCUACAAAGUCUUCAUCAUCCUAUGCUGGUGAUGAUGAUACAGAAUUAAUGAUGGACGAACUUCUAAUGGCACCAACUAUAACCGGGCCUACUACCUUGAGACCUUUAUUACCAAGAGAUGUUUUUAGAAGAAGACUGGAGCCUCUUCUUGAAGAGGAAUGUUCAGACAGCGGGAGUGAAGAUAAUAAACCUACGCCAACCAACUCUGAUGACCAGGUUGAAUCUCACAUUAUGACUGGUCCGCUGGUGCGGCGCUUGGCGCAGGGCAGCGGGCUUGGUGCUGACGACUGCUGCGACGCGCCGCACCUGCCGCCCUCUGCUUCAGAAAUAGAAGCAGGGGGCGGGGGUGCGGAAGGCGUUCCAGUUGCUGGAGAGAAGUCAGAUGUUGGCGCCGAAUCAGAGCUGAGCCCAGAACGGACACCUACCAACGAGGUGCCUUCGAUGCCCUUACAAUCUGUUUCAAAAGAGUAUGUGGAGGUGCGAGCCGUUGCUGGUGUGGCCGGUCGUCGGGGCUCAGCCAGCUCGGCAAGCACUCCCUCCACACUCGAGCGUACCGCUAUCCACAACCCUACACCACACCAAACACUUUCACCGGCUUCGGAGCCAGCACCAGCUGUGGAAGACCCCUCACUACAGAAAGAGGAGAAGCCACCAAUGCCGGAGGAGCGGCUCAGUCCUCGAGCGGAGAUGAGGCUAGCAUUGGACCAAGGGAAGGACAUGCUAGCCGAUCAGGAAGUGUCUUGGGUAUAG
Messenger RNA from Diatraea saccharalis (sugarcane borer), 2751 nucleotides. Lineage: Eukaryota; Metazoa; Arthropoda; Insecta; Lepidoptera; Crambidae. The record is from the annotation of a GenBank genome assembly.